AAAGAAAAAAGAAAAAAAAGGAACAAAGAGCGCAAGCUGGUUAUCUUCCUUCUACUCGCUAUAUAUAUAAAAGCCAAACUCGUGCGUUCGCAUCUAAAUCGAUUCUCUCUCACUGACAAACCCUAGAUCUCUUGCAACAAGCUCCAAACAAACACUCAGACCAUGUCUGGGAUGUACGGACAAGAAGGCGGCGAUUCCGCCCCUCCGAACUACGGAGCUAGCGGCGGCGCCGGAGGGUACGACGGCGGUGGCUAUGGCGGUGCUGGAGGUUACGGUGGUUCAGGAGGCUAUGGUGGUGGAGGUGGAUAUGGAGGAAGUGGUGGUUCUGGUGGUGGCUAUGGAGGAGGCAGUAGCGACGGUGGCUAUGGGGGUCGUGGCGGUCGCGGUGGCGGAGGAGGUCGAGGCGGUGGAGGUGGAGGAUACGGUGGUAGAGGAGGUGGUGGUGGAUACCAAGGAGGAGAUCGUGGUGGUGGCCGAGGCGGUGGCCGAGGUGGAGGUGGAGGUGGAGGUGCAGGUGGGCGUGGUGGGAGCGGCAGAGACGGCGAUUGGCUUUGCCCCAAUCCAGGUUGCGGGAAUUUGAACUUUGCAAGAAGAGUUGAAUGUAACAAAUGUGGUACACCCUCACCUGCGGGUGCGGCUGAUCGUGGUGGUGGUGGCAGCAGCGGUGGUGGUGGUUAUAAUAGAGGCAGCAGUGGUGGUGGUGGAUAUGGUGGUAAUCGAGGUGGAAAUUAUGGAGGGGGUAGGGGUGGUGAGUAUAAUGGUGGUAGAGGUGGUAGUAACGAUGGUAGAGGUGGGGGAGGCAAUAGGGGUGGUUCUUAUGGAAAAGAAGAAGGUGGAUAUGGUCAGGCUCCUCCAGCAGCACCCCAACCUUAUUAUGGAGGGGCUGGUGGGAACCAUCCGCCGCCUCAUAACUCAUAUGGUGAGAACACAAAUUAUGGACUGGAUGCAGUUCCUCCUCCACCUACAAACUUUUCUGGAGGGCCUGCAUCAUAUCCCCCAUCUUAUGGGGGUCCCCCUCCGGGUAGUUAUGGUGGUGAUGGUUUUGGGGAUGGAAGGAGUCGGGGUGGCCCACCCAGUGGAUAUGAUGGUGGGCGUGGUUCUGGUGGUCGAGGUGGAUAUGGUGGUGCUCCUGCUGAGGACCCAGGUAAGGUGAGGCAGUGUGACGAGAAUUGUGAUGAUACUUGUGAUAACUCUAGAAUCUACAUAUCAAAUUUGCCGCCAGAUGUGACUACUGAAGAACUAAGGGAACUCUUUGGAGGCAUUGGACAAGUGGGAAGAAUCAAGCAAAAGAGGGGAUAUAAGGAUCAGUGGCCAUGGAAUAUAAAAUUAUAUACAGAUGAGAUGGGAAACAACAAAGGCGAUGGAGUUUUGUCCUUUGAAGAUCCGUCUGCUGCACAUUCGGCUGGCGGUUUUUUCAAUAAUUAUGAUAUGAGGGGUUAUAAAAUCAAUGUUGCAAUGGCGGCGAUGUCUGCACCAAAGGCGCCGCCUGACCACAGGGGUGGUGGUAGAGGUGGCUAUGGAGGCGGGCGCAGGGAUAAUUAUAGAGAUGGGUCUGGUCCUGACAGACAUCAGCAUGGUGGAAAUCGAUCACGUCCUUACUAAAGGAAUCUCAGCAUAAAGCAUUUUAUGUAACUAAGAAUUAUGGUCUGAGAGAUUUUAUUGUGUUCCCAUCGCGGGAUACUUGAACUGGAGACUAAGAGGUAGGUUGUUCACUUGCUCUGAGCAAGACCUCUUUUCUCCUUUUCCUUUCCAUUCGCCGCUAACUGGAGGGGUUUUUAUUUUUAGACAUGGGAUUUUGAUUUUAAUUGUGUGAAUUUUUUUUAGAGGCAAGUGGAUAAUCUCCAAAUUGCUUGCUGCUAAGGUAGGUUGAUAUUUUCAGGUGAGUGCUGCCUUUUCAAAUUGUGUUUUCAUCCUUGCUUGGAAUUUGAACCAAGUAUCAUAAUGUGGAUUUGCUUGCAUCCGUCGCAUUUAAUGCGACUGUGAUACAAGCAUGUGAAUGCAUGUAAUAUGUCAUUUAUGCCUGUCCUGACUAGGUAAAUAGGGCCCUAUGCUAGCUAGUAUGUUGUGGCUGGAGAGCACUGGAAUAUUAAUUCGUCCUUGGAUGGAGUGAAUUCUCCCACCCUUUCCAAGCUGUUUUUGUGGCUCAUUUUGUAAACUUUGAUCCGGUAUUUUGAAUCCUGGACCUGCCGAGCAAGUUGAACAAGAAGAUUGAUAACUUGCAUUGGGAUAUUAUGAUAAUAUAUUAUUGCUUCCAAGGUUUUCUUUCCAUUUAUAACAACUAUAUUGGCAUUAAACGCUAGUAUUGGAUGGGCUGGGCUAUUUGGAGCCUUGCAUCUUGUCUUGAGAAGAGUUUGCUUUCGUUUGGAAAAUGUGCAGUUUCGCUUCUUUCGUCUACAACUAUUCAAUCCAAAUAUGAGGGUCUGAAUAUACAGUGCUUGGAGCGCGUGACACCCCAUAUUUGAAACCGUUCAGAAUCAGAUUUUGGAGAUGCUGUUGCCGAAGGCAAGCAAUAUCACCGUCACUGCUUAACAGAGUAACUAGUUUACAAGCUGCCCAAAGGAAUGGGUUUACAAGCAGCCUAAAGUCACCAAUCUCUUUUAUCUUCUUGAUGGUUCCACUUCAAGACUUAAAAAAGUGAUUCUUCUUCCAAUUUUUUCUUUGUAAUGAGCCAUCUUUCUUCGGUACUUUCACUACUUUGUCUUGCUGCUAUGAGUAAUAAAUGAAAUGCGAAGGGUAAAUGAAAGGCAGAAUUGGGCUGGCUCCAUAAUUUUUAUCUGAGUUUUCCUGAGUUA
Molecule: messenger RNA, 2792 nt
Organism: Corylus avellana
Lineage: Eukaryota; Viridiplantae; Streptophyta; Magnoliopsida; Fagales; Betulaceae
Gene: TAF15B
Product: TBP-associated factor 15B
Molecular function (GO): RNA binding
Source: RefSeq, a predicted model, not a curated record